Trichoderma asperellum CBS 433.97 is the source of this 1594-nucleotide messenger RNA. RefSeq names its product saccharopepsin (gene PEP4). Gene Ontology annotation, biological process: proteolysis. Gene Ontology annotation, cellular component: fungal-type vacuole. Gene Ontology annotation, molecular function: aspartic-type endopeptidase activity. The record is from RefSeq and is a predicted model, not a curated record. NCBI's taxonomy places the organism in Eukaryota, Fungi, Ascomycota, Sordariomycetes, Hypocreales, Hypocreaceae.
CAUCCCUUCUCCUCUGGCAGCUCUUCCAAACCAUCAACUCAUCAUCCUUCAUCCAUCACCUCUCACACCAGAAAUACCCCAUCAUCAAGCCCAAAGUGUCGCCCAGUAUGAAGAGCGCAUUGAUUGCCGCUGCGGCGCUUGUUGGCUCCGCCCAAGCCGGCGUCCACAAGAUGAAGCUGCAAAAGGUUUCCCUGGAGCAGCAGCUGGAGGGUUCAUCUAUCGAGGCCCAAGUCCAGCAGCUCGGCCAGAAGUACAUGGGCGUGCGCCCUACUAGCCGUGCCGAUGUCAUGUUUAAUGACAAUCUGCCCAAGAUCAAGGGUGGCCACCCAGUCCCCGUCACCAACUUCAUGAAUGCCCAAUACUUCUCCGAGAUCACCAUCGGCUCUCCUCCCCAGACUUUCAAGGUCGUCCUUGACACGGGAAGCUCCAACCUCUGGGUUCCCUCGCAGUCCUGCAACAGCAUUGCUUGCUUCCUGCACUCCACGUACGAUUCGUCUUCCUCGUCGACGUACAAGAAGAAUGGAUCCGACUUCGAAAUCCACUACGGAUCAGGUAGCUUGACUGGCUUCAUCUCCAAUGACGUUGUCACCAUUGGCGACCUCAAGAUCAAGGGCCAAGACUUUGCCGAGGCUACCAGCGAGCCCGGCCUUGCCUUUGCCUUCGGCCGCUUUGAUGGCAUUCUUGGCCUUGGUUACGAUACCAUUUCAGUCAAUGGCAUUGUUCCUCCCUUUUACCAGAUGGUGAACCAGAAGCUUCUGGAUGAGCCCGUUUUCGCGUUCUACCUCGGAAACAGCGAUGAAGGUUCUGUGGCUACCUUUGGUGGCGUUGAUGAGUCCCACUUCUCGGGCAAGAUUGAGUACAUUCCUCUGCGCCGCAAGGCCUACUGGGAGGUUGACCUCGACUCCAUUGCCUUCGGCGAUGAGGUAGCUGAGCUUGAGAACACUGGUGCCAUCCUCGACACUGGUACCUCCCUCAACGUUCUCCCCUCUGGCAUUGCUGAGCUGCUCAAUGCUGAGAUUGGCGCCAAGAAGGGCUAUGGCGGCCAGUACACCAUUGACUGUGCCAAGCGUGACUCCCUCCCCGACAUUACUUUCAGCCUCGCUGGCUCCAAGUACAGCCUCCCUGCUUCUGACUACAUCCUCGAGGUGUCUGGUAGCUGCAUUUCUACCUUCCAGGGCAUGGACUUCCCCGAGCCCGUCGGCCCCCUGGUCAUCCUCGGCGAUGCUUUCCUGCGCCGAUACUACUCUGUCUAUGACCUCGGCAAGGGAGCUGUCGGUCUUGCCAAGGCCAAAUAAUUAAAUAAUACACAGUGGAAUGAAGGUGUAUCUAGGAGGGACACAGCUCAUAUGUUGGCAGAAGGCAGUUUUGGUUAUUUGAGCAGCCUUGCGUGCGGGAAUACAGUAUUGCGAGGUGUACGGAUCAAGAUUGCAGCGCCGUUUAUGUAAUAUAAUGGAACACUAGUACUUGUUUGCUGCUCUAAUUUUACUUGAACCUACUAACAGAGGCUGAUUUGUGUUUAAUCUUCUGCGUCUACUUUGUGAAUGGCUUGGCGCGUAAAACUGAGUUGGCCAUGGCGUUUGUGGCUGUUUUGUGC